This is a messenger RNA of Impatiens glandulifera, 2064 nucleotides long. Its product is annotated as heat shock cognate 70 kDa protein 2-like. Gene Ontology annotation, cellular component: cytoplasm. Gene Ontology annotation, biological process: cellular response to unfolded protein; protein refolding. The record is from RefSeq and is a predicted model, not a curated record. Gene Ontology annotation, molecular function: heat shock protein binding; ATP binding; misfolded protein binding. The coding region runs from base 77 to 2038 and encodes 653 amino acids. NCBI's taxonomy places the organism in Eukaryota, Viridiplantae, Streptophyta, Magnoliopsida, Ericales, Balsaminaceae. The transcript has 2 exons.
UCAAUCUAUUCUAACGUUAUCUAAAGUGAUUGUUCAAUUGAUCUACUGUUUUGUUUUGUUCGUGAGGAAGAAAAACAUGUCUGGAAAAGGCGAAGGACCUGCUAUUGGAAUCGAUCUCGGAACGACAUACUCCUGUGUCGGUAUCUGGCAGCAUGAUCGUGUCGAGAUCAUCGCAAACGAUCAGGGCAACAGGACGACCCCUUCUUAUGUUGCAUUUACUGAUACUGAACGUUUGAUUGGCGAUGCUGCUAAGAAUCAAGUCGCCAUGAAUCCGACCAAUACUGUUUUCGAUGCUAAGCGUUUAAUAGGGAGAAGGUUUAGUGAUCCGUCAGUGCAAGAUGACAUGAAACAUUGGCCAUUUAAAGUUGUAGCUGGUCCAGGUGAUAAGCCAAUGAUUGUUGUCUCUUACAAAGGAGAGGAUAAACAGUUUUCUGCUGAAGAAAUCUCUUCAAUGGUGCUCGUGAAGAUGAAGGAAGUUGCAGAGGCGUAUCUAGGUACAACGAUCAAGAAUGCAGUCGUUACUGUCCCUGCUUAUUUCAAUGAUUCCCAGAGGCAAGCGACUAAGGAUGCUGGCGUAAUCUCGGGACUCAAUGUUAUGCGUAUAAUCAACGAGCCGACAGCAGCAGCUAUUGCAUACGGUCUCGACAAGAAAGCGAGCAGUUCUGGGGAGAAGAACAUUCUGAUCUUUGAUCUCGGGGGUGGGACUUUCGACGUUUCUCUUCUCACGAUUGAAGAGGGUAUAUUCGAGGUUAAAUCCACAGCUGGAGACACCCAUUUGGGAGGUGAAGAUUUCGAUAAUAGAUUGGUAAAUCACUUCGUUCAGGAAUUCAAGAGGAAGCACAAGAAGGAUAUUAGUGGAAAUCCAAGAGCUUUGAGGAGAUUGAGAACCGCCUGUGAGAGAGCAAAGAGGACUCUUUCUUCGACCGCACAAACUACACUGGAGAUCGAUUCCUUGUUCGAGGGAAUCGAUUUCUACACCACGAUCACCCGGGCAAGAUUCGAGGAGCUGAACAUGGAUUUAUUUAGAAAAUGUAUGGAGCCAGUGGAGAAAUGUUUGAGGGAUGCAAAGAUGGACAAGAGCAACGUCCAUGAAGUUGUUCUUGUCGGUGGCUCGACCCGUAUUCCAAAAGUGCAGCAACUUCUGCAAGAUUUCUUCAAUGGAAAAGAGCUCUGCAAGAGCAUCAACCCCGACGAGGCCGUCGCCUAUGGAGCCGCGGUUCAAGCCGCUAUUCUGAGUGGAGAAGGCAACGCGAAAGUUCAAGACUUGCUCUUAUUGGAUGUAACACCACUCUCCCUCGGCCUUGAAACCGCAGGUGGAGUCAUGACAGUUCUGAUUCCUCGUAACACAACGAUUCCAACGAAGAAGGAGCAAGUGUUCUCCACAUACUCUGAUAACCAACCUGGAGUGUUGAUUCAGGUUUACGAAGGAGAGAGGACAAGGACAAGAGACAACAAUUUGCUGGGGAAAUUCGAGCUGAGCGGUAUCCCACCUGCCCCAAGAGGGGUACCUCAAAUAACCGUUUGCUUCGACAUAGACGCUAACGGUAUCCUGAACGUGUCGGCGGAGGACAAGACGACAGGACAGAAGAACAAGAUCACGAUUACAAACGAUAAAGGCCGGUUGUCCAAGGAGGAGAUAGAGAAGAUGGUGGGUGAGGCUGAGAAGUACAAGGCGGAAGAUGAAGAGCACAAGAAGAAGGUGGAAGCGAAGAAUGGCUUGGAGAAUUAUGCGUAUAACAUGAGGAACACGAUUAAAGAUGAGAAGAUAAGCGGGAAGCUAGGCCAGGCUGAUAAGAAGAAGAUCGAGGAAGCUAUAGAAGGUGCUAUUUCCUGGUUGGAAGGGAAUCAGCUGGCUGAGAUUGAGGAGUUUGAGGAUAAAUUGAAAGAGCUGGAAGGUGUAUGCAAUCCUAUUAUAGCCAAGAUGUAUCAGGAAGGUGGUGCACCCGAUGGAGUCCCCAUGGAUGAAGGUGAUGGUCCUGGUGCUAGCCGUGGUGGUGGUGGAAGUGGCCCUGGACCGAAGAUUGAGGAAGUAGAUUAAGUUGCAUUCCCUGUUUUUGAAUGUUU